Molecule: messenger RNA, 1161 nt
Organism: Aaosphaeria arxii CBS 175.79
Lineage: Eukaryota; Fungi; Ascomycota; Dothideomycetes; Pleosporales
Product: TPR-like protein
Exons: 1
Coding region: 1-1161 (386 amino acids)
Biological process (GO): cell division
Molecular function (GO): protein binding
Source: RefSeq, a predicted model, not a curated record
AUGGCGAAAACCAAACCGCAAGACCGGACACGGAAAUCCAAGAAAAGCGCCGGAGCCCCCUCCUCCUCCUCAACCGACGCCAAAACCAAGAAGCCCAAAGCCUCGCCGGAAACCCUCCUCCUCCAAGCCGCCGCCUACCUCCAGACGUCGCAGCCAGAAGAGGCGCUCGUGGAAGCCCGACGAGCGCUGAACCUCCUCCAACCAACCUCCGAGCCCACGCUCGCGGCCCUGCCCGCGCUCAACCUGCUCGGGGAGAUAUACGUCGAGCUUGGGGACCCCGAGGCCGCGCGGGAGGCAUUCCUCGUCGCGGUCGCGCUGGACGGCGACGGCGCGAGCGACGGCGCGGAGAAGUUUCUGUGGCUGGCGCAGUUGAACGAGGAGGGCGGGGCGGAGAGCGUGCGGUGGUUUGAGAAGGGGGUGGAGGUGUUGAAGAGGGAGGUUGGGGAGCUGGAGGGGAGGGCCGCCGCCAAGAAGGCGGGGGAGGUUGCGGACGCGCUGGAGGAGAAGAAGUUGAAGAUUGCGAAUGCCAUGUGCGGCAUUGCGGAGGUGUACAUGACGGAUCUUUCGUGGGAGGAUGAGGCGGAGGCGAGGUGCGAGGCUGCGGUCACCGAGGCGCUGUUCGUUGCGCCCGAGAGCGCGGAGCCGUUGCAAACGCUGGCUUCGAUUCGCAUCUCGCAGUCGAGGAUCGAUGACGCGAAGGCCGCGCUGAAGAGGAGCAUGGAGCUGUGGAAGGAGUUGGACCCCAACGACCCCAGGAUUCCCGAUUACCCCACACGGAUCAGUCUGUCACGGCUGCUGCUGGAGAGUGAGAUGGAGGACGAGGCCAUUGAGGUGCUUGAACGACUAGUGCAGGAGAACGACAGCAGCGUCGAGGCAUGGUAUCUGGGCGGCUGGUGUCUGUACCUACUCGCCGACAAGCAGAAGGCGGGCGGGCAGGGUGAGACCGCGACAGCACUACAGCGUGCCAGCCGCGACUGGUUGGAGAACUGUCUGAAGCUAUACACGCUACUUGAAUACGAGGACGACCGCCUGAGAGAGCACGCCCAGGAGCUCUUGAAGGGCCUCGAUGAAACCCUAGGCCCAGCUACCGGCGAGGACGAAGAGCCAUGGGAGGACACCGACGGCGAGGGCGACGAGGAUGAGAAGAUGGGGGACACUUGA